CAUGAUCUAAUUGGGUAGAAUCCAUAGAAGUGACGAAGAAAUUAAUUUUCUCUCCUUCAAAAAUAGUCAUUAGUUCAUCUUCCGAAAAUCAAAAUCAAAUUUUCAGCUGAUAUACCAAAAAAUCUCCAAUUUUUGGCCAAAGUGACACAAUUGCAGGUUUCGCAAGAUGGUGAGGCUAAAGCCAUACGCCGGGCUUAGUUUGUUUGCAACAAUUGCUGUUUUUUAUCAUGCAUUUCAUAGUAGAAGACAGUUUUAUCCUGCUAUGGUUUAUCUAUCGACGUCGAAGAUUAGCUUAGUCAUACUUCUCAAUAUGGGUUUGGUUAUACUGUGUUCUUUAUGGCAAUUGGCAAAAUGUGUGUUCCUUGGCCGGCUUCGAGAGGCUGAGGUUGAGAGGCUGAAUGAACAGUCAUGGAGGGAGGUUAUGGAGAUUCUGUUUGCCAUCACUAUUUUCCGGCAGGAUUUUUCGGUUUCUUUUCUUGCUAUGGUUGCCGCACUUUUAUUGACUAAGUCAUUGCAUUGGCUAGCCCAGAAGAGGGUGGAAUUCAUUGAAACGACUCCGGCUGUACCCACAUUGUCCCAUGUUCGGAUUGUCUCUUUUAUGGGAUUUCUUCUUUUCCUGGAUAGCUUAUUCUUGUACAGCUCAUUGAAGUCCCUGAUUGAGACAAAAACAGCUUCAGUGUCCAUCUUCUUCUCGUUCGAGUAUAUGAUACUUGCUACAACAACUGUGGCUAUGUUUGUGAAAUACAUAUUCUAUGUGAGCGACAUGCUUAUGGACGGGCAAUGGGAGAAGAAGGCUGUGUGUACUUUCUACCUGGAGCUUAUCCGAGACCUGCUGCAUCUGUCUAUGUACCUCUGUUUCUUCAUGGUGAUUUUUGUGAACUAUGGUGUACCUUUGCAUUUGAUAAGAGAGCUUUAUGAAACUUUCCGCAACUUUAAGAUUCGCAUUGCUGAUUAUAUUCGUUACCGGAAGAUCACUUCAAAUAUGAAUGAUCGUUUUCCAGAUGCUACCCCAGAGGAACUGGACACAAGCGAUGUAACCUGCAUUAUUUGUCGAGAGGAGAUGACUACAGCCAAGAAAUUGAGAUGCGGACAUCUUUUUCACGUGCAUUGUCUCCGAUCGUGGUUGGAACGACAAAAUACUUGUCCAACUUGCAGGGCCCUUGUUCUACCUCCUGAAACUGGGACAGUUACAGCGGGAGGGCCACAUGGACCACACUCUGGUGCCCAUCAAUCUGCUUCUACCAAUACACCUGGUCUAGGGUCAACUGGUGGUACUGUGACAGACAUCCCUUUGAGUGGUAAUCAGGCUAGGCUACAGGCUGCUGCUGCAGCAGCAGCAGUUUAUGAGAGAUCUGUUGUUUACCCUUCGGCAAAUUCAUUAGUAUGGUGCCCCGGGUACGCUGUACUUCCACAAGUUAAUGGUUCUAUGCCUGGCUCAAGCAAUGCAAAUUCUGACGAGGGGGAAGGUCCAGUUGGACAACUUCAGCAUCAACAACUGAUGCCCAGUGGGGAAACGAGUUUUCCCUAUGCGCAGUUGCCUCCUUUUACUGCUUCAUCUAUCCAAGUACCUGGUACUGAGAUGUUGAGUGAGGGAACCAGUCAUCUUACUGUCGAAACUCAGAGAAACUUCCUUGAGCAUCAAAUUCAGAUGUUACAGAGUCAACUCGAGAACCUGCAGAAACAGCAGGGUGACAAAGGUGCCAGCUCUAGCCAAUCAGCAUCCUCGAUUACCAAUGUCACAACUACGGAAUCAUCUUCAGAUGCUAAUUCUCACACAAAUAUUCAGCAAUCAAAUUUGUGAUUUUUCUCUGAUGUGCACAAUUUGGUAAGCAAACCCGAGUACAAGAGUGAGUUUGCAGAGUUGAAGGGUCAGAACUCAGUAAGGAAUAGAUCUGACUACAACAUAGUGUACCAAUCAUGUUUGUAGCUGGUAUAGAUGCUUAGUUAAUUUCAUUUGAGCCGGCCGGAAAAAGCCCUUUUCAUUGUGAAAAUUGAUCACAUUAUUUAUGAUGACUUGUUAAAGGUCUGUACAUAUAAAAAGAAGAGAGGGUGUUACAAGAUGUAUAGGCCUGAGUUAUGGAGAAUUUUGGGUUAUGUAGUAGUAUUCUCCAAAUUGUUUCUGUAAUACAUUUGUCAAUUUCGGCAUCUUAGAUGUGUAUGUUGCAGGACCUUAGAUUCUUCUAAGCUGUAUUGUGUUCAAUUUGGCAAACAUUCUACUGAUCUUACUUGUGAUUUGUGAAUUAUUGGUUAUAAGAAAUAUCGGGUUCUUGAA
This is a messenger RNA of Spinacia oleracea (spinach), 2272 nucleotides long. RefSeq names its product ERAD-associated E3 ubiquitin-protein ligase HRD1B. Gene Ontology annotation, cellular component: endomembrane system. The record is from RefSeq and is a predicted model, not a curated record. Bases 167 to 1801 code for a protein of 544 amino acids. Gene Ontology annotation, biological process: proteasome-mediated ubiquitin-dependent protein catabolic process; ERAD pathway. Gene Ontology annotation, molecular function: ubiquitin protein ligase activity. Lineage: Eukaryota; Viridiplantae; Streptophyta; Magnoliopsida; Caryophyllales; Amaranthaceae. The transcript has 8 exons.